Molecule: messenger RNA, 1091 nt
Organism: Staurois parvus
Lineage: Eukaryota; Metazoa; Chordata; Amphibia; Anura; Ranidae
Source: the annotation of a GenBank genome assembly
AUGUUUCUGUUUUGUUUAGCUCCGAGCACAAUAACACAAGUUUGUUGCAUUUUUUUUUCCAGUCUUCAAGGAGCUUCUUGCUAGAAUGUUGGAAGAAAAAAGAAAUAGUGCCCCACAUUUGCCUAAAAUUGGUGACAUCAAGAAGGCCAGUCGUUAUUCUAUUCCAGAUCUCGCUGUUGAUGUUGAACAAGUUAUUGGACUUGAAAAAGUGAGCAAAAAGGCCAAAGCCAACACGGUCGGAGGAAGAAACAAGCUGAAGAAGAUUCUGGAUAAAACUCGAAUUAGUAUUCUUCCUCAGAAACCUUACAAUGACAUUGGAAUCGGCCAGUCUCAAGAUGACAGCAUUGUCGGUCUGCGACAGACCAAGCACAUGCCAGCUACACUCCCCGUCAGUGGACACACUGUCAUCCAGUAAUCCAGAUCUGCUGCAGUCUCACCACCGUAUCUUAGACUUUAACACCACUCCAGAUCUGCCUGACCAGGUAUUGCGAGUUUUUAAAGCUGACCAGCAGAGCCGUUAUAUAAUGAUAAGCAAGGACACCACUGCUAAGGAAGUGGUUAUUCAGGCUAUCAGAGAGUUUGCACUUACUGCUGUGCCAGAUGCUUACUCUUUAUGUGAGGUUUCUGUCACUCCUGAAGGUGUUAUCAAGCAGAGACGACUUCCAGAUCAGCUAUCAAAGCUGGCAGACAGAAUACAACUGAGUGGCAGGUAUUACCUUAAAAACAACAUGGAAACAGAAACAUUGUGUUCAGAUGAGGAUGCCCAGGACUUGCUGAGAGAGAGCCAGAUUUCUUUGCUUCAGUUAAGUACCAUUGAGGUGGCUACGCAGCUUUCCAUGAGGAAUUUUGAGCUGUUCAGGAACAUUGAGCCCACGGAGUACAUUGAAGAUCUCUUCAAACUGAAGUCAAAGAUUGGUUGCACCAACCUCAAGAACUUUGAAGAUGUAAUUAACCAAGAAACCUUCUGGGUGGCUUCAGAAAUUUUAAGGGAAACCAACCAGCUGAAAAGGAUGAAGAUUAUCAAGCAUUUUAUCAAGAUAGCACUGCACUGUAGAGAAUGCAAGAACUUCAACUCAAUGUUUGCAAUCAUU